AAUAUCCUCUCCUUGAACACUAUUUCUAAAACAGCACAUCUCUCUGAGUCUCUCUUCUCUUCUGAAUGAUGUCACUGGUUCCCGCUGUCUAUUCUUCUAACGGGGCGCUGCUCCCAAUACCUCAAAUGACUACAGUCACCAGUGGAGGAUAUAUUGGUGUAGAUGGCCAUGGUCUCCAGUUGAUAGGCCAGCCAUUAGUGACUGCUCCUAGCCAGCAGAUCCAUCUUUUACAGCAGCAGCAGCAUCCUUCUUCCUCCUCCUCUCCCUCUUCUAAUGACAAAAUAAGCAAUCAGCCUCUUUCUGAGAAGUACGAGCUCAAACUAAACAAGUUGACUAGAGAGGCCAUGAGGCAGUAUCUUAAGGACAGAGAAGACUGCACUGUGGUGGUACUACAUGCAAAGGUAGCUCAGAAAUCGUACGGAAAUGAGAAAAGGUUUUUCUGUCCCCCUCCCUCCCUCUAUUUGAUGGGCAAAGGCUGGAAGUCAAGGAAGAAAGAGAAUGAGAAGAAGAAAGCAGAGGGACAGAGGAAUGGCUCCACUUCUUCCACCUCCUCCUCCUCUCAAGCCAAUUCCUCUUCCGUUGGAGUGGAUGCUUUUGAUAAGCCUUGCUGUUUUGUGGGUAUUGGCAAUCAUGACCAGGAAAUGCAACACCUCUCACUUGAAGAAAAGAAUUUCUGCAUUGCCAAGACUCUGUAUAUAUCUGACAGUGACAAGAGAAAACACUUCCAACUUCAGUGCAAAGUCUAUCUUGGUGAUGGAAGAGACUUGGGGACAUUUCUCUCUCAGAGAAUUAAAGUUAUUUCUAAACCGUCAAAAAAGAAGCAGUCACUUAAAAACCCAGAAUUGUGCAUCCCUUCAGGAUCCUCUGUGGCUUUAUUCAACAGGUUAAGGAGUCAGACAGUCAGUACUAGGUACCUUCAUGUUGAGGGGAACAACUUUCAUGCCAGUUCACAGCAGUGGGGCUCCUUCUCAAUCCAUCUCGUUGAUGAAGAUGCAGCUGAGAGUGAGGAGUUCACAGUACAAGAAGGUUACAUCAAAUAUGGCAGUACCGUCAAGCUAGUCUGUUCCACGUCUGGUAUGGCACUGCCAAGACUAGUGAUAAGGAAAGUGGACAAGCAAACGGUUCUCCUUGAUGCUGAUGACCCUGUAUCACAGCUACAUAAAGUUGCAUUUUACAUGAAGGACACUGAGAGGAUGUACUUGUGUCUUUCUCAGGAUCGCAUCAUUCAGUUUCAAGCGACACAGUGUCCUGGUGAGCCUCACAGAGAAAUGAUCAAUGAUGGAGCCUCUUGGACUAUCAUUAGUACUGAUAAAGCUGAGUACACAUUCUCGGAGGGAAUGGGUCCGGUCACAGCCCCUGUCACUCCUAUACCAAUAGCAAAGGAUAUACGCCUGAUUGGUGGGGAUGAUCUCCAAAUGCUGGAGAUACAGGGAGAAGGAUUCACUCCUGAUCUGAGGGUGUGGUUUGCUGAUGUUGAGGCAGAAACAAUGUACAGGUGUGCCGAGUGUUUGAUGGCUGUUGUACCUCCCAUUGAUCAGUUUCAGAAAGACUCAAAAAAGGACGACUCCAUUAAAGUACCUUUACUGAUAGUUCGAAUUGACGGAAUCAUUUAUAAUACCCAUAUGAAGUUUCAAUACAUAUCGUCAGACGUUCCUCUUCCCCCGAUCCUUGAGCCACGUCACAUUCCCGCCCUCCCUCCCCCUCUAAUGGACCACAUGAACAUGAUACCAAACCACACCCCUUACUCUAUCGGAGGCCCCAACUGCACCACGUCCUCUCUCACCCUUCUACAAAGACCACACCUACUCUCCACUGACCCAACCUCCUCUCAUUUAGGCGUUCAACCCGGUUUCAUCCACCACUCUCCUUACAGCAAUGGGGGCGGGGCUGAGAUGCAGCUGCACUCUGUUAAUCAUUAUACUCCUCAUCAUCCUGCCGUCCCUCCCUCCCCCUCUCUCUCUCACCAUCCUCUCCACUCACUAGGCACUUAUAAUGGACCGGGUUUAUUUAACUCUUUACAGGCUAAUAAAAUGACUCCACCCAUUUUAACGCACACACCCAUAUUGACUGCUGAGUAAGCACCUUAUGUAGCAUUUUGUAGUUGAGAAAACAUUAAUCGCAUUAUUGUUGUUGUUGUUAUUACCACUUAUUGCUUAUAUUAACAUUGUGUUGAUUUAUUGAUUUUUUAUGUUUUUGAAUCAUUUAUAUAAGUACAUGAAAUGAAGUUUGUAUGGAAGAA
This is a messenger RNA of Amphimedon queenslandica, 2239 nucleotides long. RefSeq names its product recombining binding protein suppressor of hairless-like. Bases 66 to 2078 code for a protein of 670 amino acids. Gene Ontology annotation, cellular component: nucleus. Gene Ontology annotation, molecular function: DNA-binding transcription activator activity, RNA polymerase II-specific; RNA polymerase II cis-regulatory region sequence-specific DNA binding. Gene Ontology annotation, biological process: regulation of transcription by RNA polymerase II. NCBI's taxonomy places the organism in Eukaryota, Metazoa, Porifera, Demospongiae, Haplosclerida, Niphatidae. The record is from RefSeq and is a predicted model, not a curated record. The transcript is spliced from 12 exons.